UAUUAAUAAUAGACUCAGCUAAAAUUCUUCAUGGAAAAAAACAAUCAUAGUACUGUAAUGAAUGAUGUAAAUUAAUUUUCCAUACCUCUGUCUACCAUGUAGAAUUUCGUCUACAAAUUAUCUAUUGUAAAAUGUCGCUAUUGAUAUUUAGAAAAACGAGUUCCUGCAGAAAGAUAAUUGAAAUAUUAAGGGUUUUGAAAUUUUGAGGUAAAAGAGAUUAGUGAAAUAGAAAGUACGCGAUGGGUAACAGCGCAAGUUUGCGUAAAAGUACCGACACAAUGACAGUUGAUGGCGAAAAACUUGACUUUGCAAGACUUAAACACUUGUAUCCUAAAUUACGACAAGAUCUUAAAAAAAAAGAUGAGUUAAUUGAUGAAAAAAAUAAAAAACUUUCUGGGUAUGAACUAGAGAUUUUGAAUUUAAAAAAAGAGAUUCGUCAAUUGCAAAGCGUUAUUGAAGCUACUCGCAAUACUAAUAUCACAAACGAUGUCAUUAUUGAAGAAGAAGAUGAAGAUAAUAAUGGUAACUCUUUAUCUCGUCAUUCAAUGAAUUACCCAAAAGCUAGAUUUAUUGAAGUUGUUAAAACAGUUCGAAACAAAAGAUUUGCAGUUUCUGCUGAAAGUGGAAAAGAACUUCAAAAUUUAGACUUUCCUAAAAUACCAAAAAGUACUGACGUAAAGGAGUUUAUAAGUCAAGCCGUACUUAAAAAUAAUUUCUUAAAACACUUAGAAGAAUGUCAAGUCAAAGAAAUUGUUUUGUUUAUGACACAAAAAUCUUUUAAACGAGGAGAAUACAUUAUUAAAGAAGGCGAUAUGGGAAAUGCGUUGUUUGUAUCGUAUAUAGGACAGCUUGAAAUAAGUCAAGGUGAUAAAAUUCUUGGAAAACCCUUAAGACCCGGCGAAUUGUUUGGCGAGUUAGCUAUUCUUUACAAUUGUACCCGCACUGCUUCUGUGAAAGCAAUUGAUGAUGUUGAAGUAUGGUAUUUGGAAAGACACGUUUUUCAGGCAGUAAUGCAGAAAACUGGUAUUAUGAGAAGAGAGGAGCAUUACAAUUUUUUGCAUAGUGUUCCAGUAUUUAAAGACCUACCGAACGAUACUCUGUUAAAAAUUGUAGAAGUUAUUGAAGAAGAGUUUUAUGAAAAUGGAGAGUUUAUAGUAAGAGAAGGGGAGCGCGGAGAUUCUUUUUAUAUUCUGAAACAAGGUUUCGUUAAAGUGUUACAAAUGAUUGAAGGUAAAGAUGAACCAGUUGAAAUUCGUCAGUUAUCUCAAGGUGAAUAUUUUGGGGAAAAGGCGUUAUUAGGAGAAGAUGUUCGAACAGCAAGUGUUGUUGCUAGUACUGGUGGCGUUCAUUGCUUGGUGAUUGAAAGAGAUGUUUUUAUGAGCUUUAUUGGUGAUUUAUCAUACUUAAAAAAUAAAGAUUACGGCGAUAAAUUACGAAAAGCCGUUAAUGUAUCGCGAGCAAACUCUUUAAGUAAUAAAACAAUUCCAGACACUGUGUCACCCGAAUUUUUAACCGCAAAACUGACUGACUUUAAACUGGUUGCUACUCUUGGUGUUGGUGGCUUUGGUCGCGUAGAGUUAGUACAAGAUAAACGCAAUAAAGAACGCACUUAUGCGCUUAAGAGCUUAUCAAAGCAUUAUGUUGUGGAAACAAAACAGCAAGAACAUGUCUUUAAUGAGAAAAAGAUUUUAAUGUCUCUUGAUAGUCAAUUUAUUAUAAAGCUAUAUAAAACAUUCAAAGACGAUCGCUACGUAUAUUUGUUAUUAGAAGUUUGUUUAGGCGGUGAGUUGUGGACUAUCCUAAGAGAUCGAGAUUACUUUGAGGAAGCAGCCUGUCGUUUUUAUAUAGCGUGUGUUGUUGAAGCAUUUGAAUAUAUUCACAAACGUGGUAUUAUAUACAGAGAUUUAAAACCAGAAAACUUACUCAUGGAUAGCCAAGGUUAUAUAAAGAUAGUAGAUUUUGGUUUUGCUAAAAAAAUUCCAUCCGGUACGAAAACAUGGACAUUUUGUGGAACACCUGAAUAUGUACCACCGGAAAUCAUUCUUAACAAAGGACACGAUUCUUCUGCAGAUUAUUGGUCAUUAGGAAUUUUAAUUUACGAAUUAAUGGUUGGCAACCCUCCAUUCACGAGCUCUGACCCUAUGAGUACUUACAAUAUUAUAUUACGAGGGAUAGAAGUUUUGGAGUUUUCCAAUCUAGUUACCAAAAACGCUCAAAACUUAAUAAAACGUUUAUGCAAAGAAAACCCUAUGGAACGAUUAGGAAAUCAAAAAGACGGUGUAGACGAUAUACGUAAACACAAAUGGUAUCAAGGUUUUCAUUGGAGCGGUUUACGCAACAGAAGUUUGCAGGCACCUAUUGUUCCAAAAAUUAGAAAUAUUACAGAUAACUCUAAUUUUGACUAUUUCUCUCCCUUAAAAGAAAAACCUCAAAAAGAGUUUUCUGGUUGGGAUGAAGAUUUUUAAACUCUGUUUUAGUAUUUUUAAACUAUUUAUUCAUAUAAUACUAUUUUCAAUUUUCUUAAAA
Molecule: messenger RNA, 2526 nt
Organism: Hydra vulgaris (swiftwater hydra)
Lineage: Eukaryota; Metazoa; Cnidaria; Hydrozoa; Anthoathecata; Hydridae
Product: cGMP-dependent protein kinase 1
Biological process (GO): protein phosphorylation
Molecular function (GO): ATP binding; cGMP-dependent protein kinase activity
Source: RefSeq, a predicted model, not a curated record